This is a messenger RNA of Priapulus caudatus, 859 nucleotides long. RefSeq names its product failed axon connections homolog. The record is from RefSeq and is a predicted model, not a curated record. The transcript is spliced from 5 exons. Gene Ontology annotation, cellular component: cytoplasm. Bases 98 to 859 code for a protein of 253 amino acids. Lineage: Eukaryota; Metazoa; Priapulida; Priapulimorpha; Priapulimorphida; Priapulidae.
GGUGUACAUUCUGGUCUGUGACACGCCUUCUCUGUCGUAGUUGCACUGUUGAUUAUUUUGUUGUGUUUUGAGUUGUUGGUCUGCUCUGUUCGAGGUCAUGGAUGCUGAGGCUUUACUCUCUAGCUGUUAUUUGAAAGUAAUUGGUUGUGUAUUGGCAGUAAUCGUACUCGUAGGCAUAGCCAUAGGCGUAAUAUGGCGAAUUAGAAAGUCAAGACAAGAAAAAAAGCAUAAAGAUUACCCAAAGGACACUGUUGUGCUUCACCAGAUAGGAAGAGCAAAAUAUGCUCCUAGUUUGUCACCAUUUCCAUUAAAGCUAGAGACCUACCUGCGUAUGGCGGAAAUACCCUACAUUAAUGAGCAUUCGAUGGAAAUGUCGUCAAAGGGCAAGACACCGUGGAUGACUUAUAAUGGGCUAGACAUCGCAGAUUCAGAAUUCUGCAUUGGCUACCUGACGGAGAAGUUGGGAACUGAUAUGAGCAAGAACCUCACACCGGAGGAGAAGGCCAUUGCACAUGCAUUCCAGAAGAUGACCGAGGAAAGCCUCUACUGGACUAUGUGCUACAUUGCCCUCGCAGGCGACCUGACUUCAGUACGCAGUAUCAUGCCCUACACUGGUUUCAAGCUGUGGUUCGUUCCAUUAGCACUGAGCUCUGUCAUCCGCAAGCAACUAUGGGGACAGGGUGUGGGGCGACACACCCGUGAAGAAGUUGAACAUAUCGGCGAGGGAGAUGUGAAGGCUUUGUCCGUUUACUUGGGUGAGAAGAGGUUCUUCAUGGGGGACGAGGCCUGCACAGUUGACUGUGCACUGUGUUGGUAUGCUGGCUCAAAUGGUCUGGAACAUGCCAGGCUCACCACAUGA